GCUCCACACUCAUUGUCCUACCAGAUAUCGUCUCCGCUCGCUCACAUCUGCAUCGGCGGCAUCACUGUACCCAACUGCUGCUGCAAACAUAUACACGCUUCAAUGCUAGCUUCAAUAUAAACAGGGCUUCACGCUCGCGCCGUUUGCCAUAGCCUCACCUUCCCCGCCGCGUGCAACACCACAUAUUCCUUUUUCUCUGCUGCUCCUCUUGGAUUGACACGCUUCUAUCAACAAAAUGGCUCCCUACGAAGCCCACGAGUUGCGUCGCGGCAAGUACGCGAAGCUCGAUGCACCCGUGGACGAUGACCUUGAAACCCCAACGCGAUUCUCCUCCGAGUCCAACGAGACCCUGGAAGAUCUCGAAGAACACGACCCCCUCGCAUUCGAUAGCAAGUUGAAACGAAAGAAGAGUGCCGGCGACCUCAAGGUCCGGAAAGCAUCGUACCGAGACACCGAGGCCGUGACGCCAUUCCCUACCCAACAACGAAGAUCCAAAUGCGCACCAGGCCGCUGUUGCUGCUGGCUGCUCGUAUUUAUCGCCGCUACUGUUUUGCUACUGGCUUCGGGAGGAAUUUGGGCAUACAAGGUGUCGGUGCCUGAGGAUGGUCGCAGUCCGCCGUGGUACCCCUCGCCAAAGGGCGGAACAGACAAGGCAUGGGAGGAGAGCUACAAGAAGGCUGCUGAACUGGUCAAGCAGAUGACACUACCUGAGAAGGUUAACAUUACCACCGGCACAGGGUGGAGCAUGGAUCUUUGUGUGGGCCAGACUGGCCGUGUGGAUAGGUUAAAGUUCCCCAGUCUAUGUCUUCAGGACGGUCCUCUGGGAAUUCGAUUUGCUGACAACAUUACCGGCUUCCCUGCAGGCAUCACCACUGGCGCGACAUGGAGUAAGGAGCUCUUCUACCUGCGCGGAAAAGCGCAUGGCAAGGAGGCACGACUGAAAGGUGUCAACGUUCUACUUGGUCCUGCAAUGGGCCCUCUCGGCCGAAUGCCUGCUGGCGGUCGUGUUUGGGAAGGAUUCGGCUCAGACCCCGUGCUCCAAGGCAUUGCAGCGGCCGCGACUAUCAAAGGCAUCCAAGACGAGGGCGUCAUGGCUACCGCAAAACACUAUAUUGCCAACGAACAGGAACACUUCAGACAGGCGUGGGAGUGGGGCCUGCCGAAUGCCAUCUCCAGCAACAUCGACGACCGCACCUUACAUGAAAUCUAUGCAUGGCCAUUCGCCGACUCGGUCAAAGCAGGUGUAACAUCUAUCAUGUGUUCAUACAACCAGGUAAACUCCAGCUAUGCCUGCCAGAAUUCGAAGCUGCUCAACGGAAUUUUGAAAGACGAACUUGGUUUCCAGGGGUUCGUUCAGAGCGACUGGUUAGCGCAACGUUCGGGUGUGGCGAGCGCCCUGGCGGGUUUGGACAUGACCAUGCCUGGAGAUGGCCUCAGAUGGGCCAAGGGUAACAGUCUAUGGGGUUCAGAGCUCACCAAAUCAGUUCUCAACGGCAGUGUACCCAUUGAUCGCGUCGAUGAUAUGGUUACUCGUGUCGUAGCGUCCUGGUACCAAGUCGGUCAGGACAAGUGGGAAAAUGAUGGGCCAAACUUUUCUUCCUGGACCAACGACCGUAUCGGUAAACUACAUGAAGGCAGCCCCUCGAAUCACGAAAUGGGUGUGGUCAACCAGUACGUCAACGCUCAAGGAGAGGGAAAAGAAGCUCAUGGACACCUGGUGCGUCGCGUUGCAGCUGAAGGUACAGUCUUGGUCAAGAAUGAUGGCAACAUGCUGCCACUAGACCGCAAAGGUUGGAAGACCGACGGAAAGGCCAAGGCAAAGUUCCGUGUCGGCGUUUUUGGUGAAGAUGCACGUCUCCCCCACGACGGCAUCAACCACUGCCCUGAUCAAAGCUGCAACGAGGGGACCUUGGCUUCAGGUUGGGGUUCCGGUGCCGUCAACUUUUCGUAUCUGGUCGAGCCCGUAUCUGCCAUCAGACAGGCGUUUGACAAUGAGACCGUAUACGUAACAGACUGGUUGGAGAACAAGCUCCCCAACCAAAAGGAGAUUCUCGAAGAUCAAGACCUUUGCAUCGUUUUCGCCAACGCUGAUUCAGGAGAAGGAUAUGAGCACUACGGAAACAUCCGAGGCGACAGAAAUGAUCUCAAUCUGCAAAAAGGCGGUGCCGAGCUCAUCAGAAAUGUUGCCAAAGACUGUGGAGAAGGUAUGGGCGACGUCGUUGUCGUCAUCCACACGGUUGGAUCUGUCAUCCUAGAGGAUUUCAUCGACAUCAUGAACGUCAGGGCAGUACUCAUUGCCCACCUUCCAGGUACGGAGUCUGGAAAUGCCAUUGUGGAUGUACUGUUUGGCGACGUCAACCCAUCUGGUCGUCUACCCUACACCAUUGCUAAGAAGGAAGACGACUUUGGUCCAGGCAGCAAGGUCAAGUAUCUUCCAAGUCCAUCCGACGGACUUGCACCUCAGCAAGAUUUCACCGAAGGCCUAUAUAUCGACUACCGCUAUUUCGACAAGCAGAACAUCACUCCCCGAUUCGAGUUUGGCUACGGUCUCUCAUAUACACAAUUCGAGCUAUCUUCCCUCAUGAUCGAAGAAAAGAGCGCAAAAACACCUCUACCCAAGCCUCGACCAGAUGGCCUCACACCCCCAACCUACUCCACCGUCCUUCCAGACCCAGAGUCGGUACUCUUCCCUGAAGGCUUUAACAAAGUAGAACAAUACAUCUACCCCUGGCUCGACUCAACCAAAGGCAUCAAGAAAUCCGGACCCCCACAGCCUCAACCUCCAUCCUCCCCACUUAGCGACGCAGGCGGCGGCCCAGGCGGCAACCCGGAUCUCUACACCAUCCUCCUCACUGUCUCCGCCUCUCUCGAAAACAAAGGCCCCCUAGACGGCGCUUCCGUCGUCCAACUGUAUAUUUCCCUCCCCCAAGACUACAAGGAUCACGAGACGGGCGAGCCGGUGGAUUUCCCUGUUCGUGUCUUGCGUGGGUUUGAGAAGGUGCAGCUUGAGAAGGGGAAGGGAAAGCUGGUUCAGUUUGAGGUUACGAGACGCGAUUUGAGUUAUUGGGAUGUUAAGAGGCAGAAUUGGGUAUUGCCCAUGGGAGAGAUUGGGAUCCAGGUUGGGUUUUCGAGUCGGGAUUUGCCAUUGAAGGGGAAGUGGUGAGGUGCUCAUUGUUAUUCUUGUUUUUCUGUUUAGAUGGUUGGGGUGGAUAGGUUAGGGAAGGAGUAUGAGGUAUAGGUUUUGGCGUUUUCUUUUUCUGUGCCCUUUUCUCUUUGAUACUUUUUCUUUUCUUUUGUG
Molecule: messenger RNA, 3298 nt
Organism: Bipolaris sorokiniana ND90Pr
Lineage: Eukaryota; Fungi; Ascomycota; Dothideomycetes; Pleosporales; Pleosporaceae
Product: glycoside hydrolase family 3 protein
Exons: 2
Coding region: 236-3163 (975 amino acids)
Biological process (GO): glucan catabolic process
Molecular function (GO): beta-glucosidase activity
Source: RefSeq, a predicted model, not a curated record